CAAGAGGGGGGAAAAUCGAAGGGGUUUGACGUAGACAGUGACGCACAAAGGACUGGACGGCGCGACAGUGGCGGAGGCCUGGGCUUGUGUGCGCCUGGCACGUCAGUGCGGCCAUAGCAUCACCGAGUCGCUGCCUGUAUGUACUCUCGGCUCGCAUUGGCCGGAAUAUCCGGUCGGGUGACGUCUGCGGGGACGCCGAGCCACCGAAGGAUAGGACCAAGUGCACCCACCACCUCGUCCUUUUUCCAUUCUUACCAAAAAAGCAGAAGAAAGAUCUACCAGUCGUUUCAUAUGACCACGGUGCUGCGGACCGGACAAAACCAAGCUCUUGCUCUGCCGCGUUUUUUUCCCUUCACUUUGACUUUAUAUGGAAUCGAGUUUUACGCUGGAUUGAAUAACUGCAUCAUAUCUUGUGGAUUUAUAUUAUAUUUUGCAAACAAAGGAAACCGGAGUCAUCCCGCCUUCUUUAUGCAUUUCCCUGAGUUAAAUAUGGAACUUUGCAGACGCGGGACUAUGGAGAAAGCCGCGUCCCGUCAGCGUUGGAGGAAAACCGGAUGUUUGGAAAAAGACAGCCGUGGCGGGCAAGGGUCGACGGAUCAAAAUACGCACAGUUACGCGGGAGCUGAAACUGAAUAUUUUGUGUUUGAUCCUGGAUGACGAACUCUUCCAAGGGGAUUUACGAAAUUCGGGAUUACAAAAUAUUUUUCUUCGGGUGGACAAACGUAAUCACUUGCCUCAACCGAUUGUCUGCAUUGUUUUUGUUUACCCAGCGCUGAUGGCCCACGUGGAGAAAUGAGCUAGCUCGACUGAACUGGGUAACGACCAAGAUCCGGGGAAUUGCUAGUGUGACUAGAAGACACUGCCGUCAAAGUGGACACUACAAGAACUCCGCGUUCGGGUUGGUUGCGCUACAGGCAGACAGUGCUACGAGCAUCUGAACACUCCUCCAGUACGCUCGACGGUAACACCCAACGCAGAAUGAUGCUGGUUGGGCCGGCUACGGCGACGAACUACCCCAUGCAUUCACAGGCAGGUCCGUCCAUACUAAACGUGGAUUUCGCCGACAUCUUUGACUAUCUCCAAGAAUCCGCAGAUCCAAGCACAGACACCCCGUGUACUUGCGGCGUUCAGGUGGAUGCGGAGACCAGCCAGGGUUUAUCGAGUCCACUCAGCCAAGCCAGCAGCUCCGGGGUCCAGGAUUCACCCCUGCCGCAGCACCCAUCGGCCGGCCACCCGAGGCCAGUCAUGCCCUCCUACGUCGGCAAGAUUGAAGUCAUGCCCGCUGGAUUCGCCCCCUCGGAAGCCGCUUUCCAAGCCAGCUACGAAGCCGGCAACUUGCCUCUGCCCAGUUUCCAAGAAACCUACGGGAAUUUUCUCAGUUUCGCCCUGGACCGGUCACCGUACGGCGAAGAUAGUGAGUACGCGUCGCUCACGCCACUAGGCGGCGCCGCUACUGACGGAAUGGAGUUCUCAGUCAUGUCUGACGCCAACCAGAACUUAGUCAGCUCCGCUAUGUUGCCUGUCACGUCAUCGUAUAACGCCAGCGAAACUGAGACAUACCAUCAUCCCCAACAGCAGCAACAUCAUCCACAACAACCACCACAACCACAGCCACAGCCACAGAAUCAGUACAGCAGUCAUCAGCAGCGGAUCAGCCCACGAACCUGCUCCGUCAGCUCGCCAGUCUACACUUCAGCUCCACAGCCGGCUAGUUUCCAGUACAGCCUAUCUCAAGCCGACACCCAACCGUCCUACUCGGGUCUGGGCAGCGUCAACUACCCCCGGGAUCCGAUCCCUCCACCGCAGCCACCAGCCCAGUCCUACAGCGGUUACACCGGGGCGAGUGGCGGGCAAGGUGUGUCCGGUGUGUCGGUCCCCGAGCCUCCCCGCAGCCUAGGCUCCUUCCCGUCCCCCACGCCGCAGGGGUGGGCAAGUGAGCUGGGGAAUGUGGGCGAUGAGUUGGGGAUGCCGCCUCACACCGUGCCGCCACCGCCUCACCGCUCCGUUGUCAUGCACUCGGAACUCUCCGCUCCGCGCUACGACAGUCUAGACAUCAAGCCACUCCCGUUACCUUACCCCUCCGUGUCCAUGGGUGCCAGCAUGAACCCACCACCGCCACCUCCUCUCUGCUCCAACCAGGGAACCAUGCACAUGGGAUCUUCUCUUCGAGGUAGGAAGCCAAACCCCAUCCAGCUCCCCAUCUGUACAGAGUCCGCCUCUCUACCGAGCGCCAGUCAUCAUCAUCACCACCAUCACACGAAGGGCUCACCGGGCCACGAGGGCAUGCUUUGUGCCGUGUGCGGUGACAGUGCCGCUUGCCAGCAUUACGGAGUCCGCACCUGCGAAGGCUGUAAAGGCUUUUUCAAGCGCACUGUCCAGAAAAAUGCCAAGUAUGUCUGCCUUGCCACGAAGAAUUGCACGGUAGAUAAGCGUCGACGAAACCGGUGCCAGUACUGUCGGUAUCAGAAAUGCCUCGCCGUCGGCAUGGUCAAAGAAGUUGUUCGAACAGCGAGUUUGAAGGGUCGUCGCGGUCGCCUCCCGACAAAGCAGCGACCGUCACACGAUGUGUCGCCGCCCUCACCGCCCAUUAGCCUCAUCACCGCACUGGUCCGUGCUCACGUCGAUGCGUCACCCGCCAAAGCCAACCUCAACUACGAUCAGUUCCAAUUGCCAGACGUCAGCAGCAGCCCGCCCUCAACGACAGAUCAACUCAAACAGUUCUACGACAACUUCUGCUCCUCCAUGGAGGUGCUGAGAGCUUGGGCGCGUAAGGUGCCGGGCUUCAGCGAGCUGUGUGAGGAAGACCAGGAGCUGCUCUUCCAGUCAUCUUGUCUUGAACUGUUCGUACUCAAGAUGGCCUACAGACUAAACCAGAACGACAACCUCGUCAUCUUCUGCAACGGCAACGCCCUGCACCCCCAGCAGUGCGAGCGAGGCUUCGGUGAGUGGCUUGAAGACAUCCGGGCAUUCUCCAAAGUUCUGUCCUCCCUGGAGGUCGACAUCUCGACCUUCGCCUGCCUGUCUGCUCUGGUUCUUGUAACCGAGCGACACGGAAUGAAAGACCCCGCCAAAGUCAGCCAGCUGCAGAACCGCAUCAUUGGCUGCCUAAACGAUCACGUGACCUUCAACACGUCUGCACCGAAUCGGGCCAACUUCCUCUCGCGCAUCCUUCUCCAGCUGCCCGAACUGCGCGUGCUCAGCCAGAAGGGCCUGCAGAGACUCUACUCGCUGAAGGUGGAGGGCGCUGUCCAAGCUCCAGCAAUGGUAGAGAAAAUGUUCCAGCCCAAUUUACCAUACUGAAAUCUCACGACACCCAGACAAACUGAAGUGCUUAAUGUUAUGUAUAAAUAUGUACCUACUCACAAACAUCUACAGGUUAAAAACACAUACGCUUCAAUAUGAAUCUCACUAAAAGUACUUAAAACCAGAGAGAUCUUGCGUCAAAACACAAAGAUUUUUUUUUUAUAUUUGGCAUCCAAAUGCGGAUAAUCUGUUAUAUGAAUAUUUUUGAGUAAACCAAAAUUUCAGAUUUGUACAAAAAAAAGCGAAAAACUUAAUUGUGUAAAUAAAAGGACCGGAGUGUAUCCAUUGAAUGGAAUGUAGCACAACGAUCGUACUUAUAAAAAGAAAUGCUGUGAUGAUCAUUUCAGAACUGGCUUUCUCGGCAGCUGAAAUGAAACUCUUCUUAUUUGUUGAGUUAAAUUGAGAGACAAAAAAGUGCCUGAAAUAUCAAAAGGCAGGAAUAUACAUUAAAUUAUAUUUCUGAAUUUCGGGUGAAUGCAAUCACUGCUUGGUGGAAGUGUAAGCUGCGAUUUAUAAACCUCUUUUCUUUACAAGAGUGGCCCAGCUAAGCAGUUGGUCCUCUGUUUUGUUUUUCCUUUCCACGCGCGAUUUGAUUAAAGUUUCCACGCCAAAUUUAAACUGUGAAACCUUAUGCAGUUUUAUUAAUUUAUUUGGGGAAAGUGGGAUGGAUUAGACUCGUUGAUUGUAUCCAUACCCUACAGCCUUUCUUUAUAUCAUUUAACUUUUAAUUUUCAAUGCAUUUAAUUGACCUACUAAUGCUGCGGUGGCUGAAUUUCUACUGUGUAGUAAACGUUGGGGGAAAGUAUAGUUAAGUAAAAUGGUUUCUUAAGAAGAUGCAAGAAAAGCUAUGAAUGGUUAAGUUAGCACACAUAUUCAAUUGUGUUGCCUGACUGUCAGUGUCUGUGUGGCUCAAUGCCACGGCUCCUAAACUGCCAAUCGCGAUGUACAAAAUGUCUAUUGAAAAACUUACGACGUCGUGUGUGCCGUCACAUCGACGUCAUCACCUGUAAUUACUUGUUUCUAUGGAAAUAUGUAAAUUGAACUUCACCGAAAUUGUAUAAAAAUAAUGUCGCACCAAAGUGUUCAGCCUAUGUGUGAAGUGAUAUUUUGUCCGCACUGAAACAUAUUCUCAUCACAGUGGAUUCAAUGUCUAACAUUUUCUAAGUGUUUUUAAGAAGUGAACUCAAGAUAUAGGUUCAUAAUUUAUUAUAAUGUAAAAUGUUGUCAUAAAAAAACCUAAAGAUUACUCACGUAAAUUUAUAUAUGGUCUUACCACCGCACUGUCAACGAAGAUGUUUAUCUUGUCGUGUAUAUUUACAUACUCAGAUAUUUCUGCACUGAUUUUUUAUACUGCAUUGUCAUAGUAACAAAGGUGUGUUGUGUCGCCGGGAAAAAAACCCACUCCCUUUUUUCACAUCAAAUGCUUGUUCCGGGUUAAUUUAUUCUGUCAUGUGUCUGGAGGUGUAAUGUGCAAAUGGCUUAGUUGACAGUCUUUCAAAAAUUUGGUCACGAAGAAUACUUAUUGCAUCCCAUGCAUCACCUUGUGUACAAUUAACCUUUCCUGCAAUGUUUCUCGCAGUAAUGCUUACUAUACCAACAACUCAGUUAAAUUGUUUUCACAUUUAUAUUUAAAAAAAAUAAUAACUUGCAACGUACAGUAAGCAGGGUGUUUAUUUUGUACAUAUUAAAAUAUUACCGUUAUUUUACGUGUACAUUAUGUAACAUACGCAGCCAGUAAAUUGGUUGGCUCUGUCGGCAAUUUCCUUCUUUUUUUUUUAGAAGCAACAGUGAAAUUGAUAAUGAAAAUUAUUGGAAUGUUUUUGCAAUUUUUGGGUGUUUGUCUGUUCGGUAUGGAUGUACAUUCGUUCGAUAGAUUUUUCUAUAUUUACCGCCUAGGGAUAAAGAUUAUGAUCAGUUUGUUUAAUCGUUGGAGAAGCGGAAGGGACUUACAAUUAUGUCCCCUUGAAGUUGAAUUUCGAUGUUAUUAUUUUGAUUUUAAUUGUCAUUUUAUACAGUUGGAAAUGUGACAAACUAAAAGUACAUUGUGAAUUGUGAAGAUGUGAAUUUUUGGUGUAAUGUGUACCCAGUACCCAAAAGUAGCCCCUUGUGAUUUCUGAGUUGAGUUUGAUUUGAUUUUAAUAUCGGUGCUAUCUUGCCAGGUGUAUUUCGUACGUUAUUAUUUUUCAGUUCGUUGGCAACAGUAAAUCGUAUUUUAAGAGUAGGCACGGAUCAUCACAGUCUGUUUGGAUUGGUUCUAAAGUGCUACAACGAAAAAACGUAGUUUUUAUUGUGGAUGUUCGUUUAAAGAUUGUAUUCCCCCUGUGGCCAAGCUAAACACCUUUUCCCCUUUUCGGUGUAAAACGUACUGACUGUAAAAGAUUUUAUAUCAAUGUUCAUCUGACACUUGAAUAAAAACAGAAACGAAAAAUGUA
Patiria miniata (bat star) is the source of this 5735-nucleotide messenger RNA. RefSeq names its product nuclear receptor subfamily 4 group A member 2-like. Gene Ontology annotation, molecular function: zinc ion binding; nuclear glucocorticoid receptor binding; nuclear receptor activity. Gene Ontology annotation, cellular component: nucleus; transcription regulator complex. The transcript is spliced from 10 exons. The record is from RefSeq and is a predicted model, not a curated record. Gene Ontology annotation, biological process: regulation of transcription by RNA polymerase II; cellular response to corticotropin-releasing hormone stimulus. The coding region runs from base 979 to 3300 and encodes 773 amino acids. Lineage: Eukaryota; Metazoa; Echinodermata; Asteroidea; Valvatida; Asterinidae.